Molecule: messenger RNA, 2002 nt
Organism: Marasmius oreades (fairy-ring Marasmius)
Lineage: Eukaryota; Fungi; Basidiomycota; Agaricomycetes; Agaricales; Marasmiaceae
Exons: 10
Coding region: 58-1776 (572 amino acids)
Biological process (GO): pyruvate metabolic process; malate metabolic process
Cellular component (GO): mitochondrion
Molecular function (GO): malate dehydrogenase (decarboxylating) (NAD+) activity; NAD binding
Source: RefSeq, a predicted model, not a curated record
CGCGGGAAAUAAUUUCGUCUAAUUUCGUCUAAUACGUCAUUUCUCUAUUCGACCGCCAUGUUGUCCAAAAAUCCCGUAUUUCGAGUAGCUCUACGAGGAGAAACCCUCCUUACCAGUCCCCGAUGGAACAAAGGAACCGCGUUUACCAACAAAGAACGAAAAGAAUUGGGUCUAACUGGCCGAUUACCCCACAGAGUCAACACAUUGGAUGAACAAUGUCAACGGGCUUACGAUCAACUCCAGAUGCACGAAAAUGCGAUACGAAAGAACACAUUUUUGCAGAGCAUGAAGGAUCAGAACUGGGUGCUGUACUACAGUUUGAUUUCGAGACAUUUGCGGGAGUUGGUUCCGAUUAUCUACACGCCUACUGAGGCAGAGGCGAUAUCCAACUACUCUCAUCUGUUCAGAAGAAGCGAAGGUCUUUAUCUGACGAUCUCGGAUCAAGGUACGAUGGAGGAAGAUCUUUUGGAACAGACAAAAGGGCGGAAUUUAGAUUUGAUUGUGUGCUCUGAUGCUGAAGCCAUCCUCGGAAUUGGUGAUCAAGGCGUUGGAGGCAUCGGCAUAUCAGCAGCCAAGUCUGUCAUAUACACAUUAAUCGGUGGAAUAGACCCCCACAAGUCUCUCCCAGUAGUGCUCGAUGUCGGCACAGAUAACGAACAGCUAUUGAGCGAUUCUCUCUAUGUCGGUUGGCCACAUAAACGAGUUCGCGGAAAGGAAUAUGACGAGUUUAUUGACAAGUUUGUCGGGCUUGUCCGGAAACACUUCCCGAAUAGCCUACUUCAUUUCGAAGAUUUUGGCGUCAAGAACGCCCAUUCCAUCCUUCAACGAUAUCGAGACGUCCAUUCGGUUUUCAAUGACGAUAUUCAAGGAACAGGAGCCGUAACACUAGCAUGCACAAUGGCUGCCAUCGGAGUCACGAAAUCUAAACUUUCCGACCAGCGAUUCGUCAUUUACGGUGCUGGAUCUGCAGGCUUGGGGAUUGCAGUACAACUCCGGGAUGCUAUGGUUUCUACCGAUAAUGUCUCAGAGGAAGAAGCCAAUCGCAAAUUUUACCUGUUGGAUAAACAGGGACUCAUAAAACAGUCUUUACCUGACAUUCGAGAAGACUUGAAACCGUUUGUCAGGCCUGAUGAAGAAUGGGACUCCGUGGCUAGGAAUUCUUCGUCGGAGGGGGGGAUUGGAUUGUUGGAUGUUGUGAAGCAUAUCAAACCGACGGUGUUGAUUGGGUGUUCGACACAUGGAGGGGCGUUUACGAAGGAGGUGGUGCAGAGUAUGGCUGAAGGGUGUGAGAGGCCGAUUAUAUUCCCGUUGUCGAAUCCGAGUAACCUUGUGGAGGUGGAUCCGAGAGAUGCGAAUGAGUGGACUGAGGGAAAGGCGUUGUUGGCUACUGGGAGUCCGUUUCCGCCUGCGAAGAUGCCGAAUGGGAAGGAUUAUAUCAUCGCGGAAUGUAACAAUGCUCUCAUAUAUCCUGGCUUAGGCUUCGGCUCUAUGAUCAGCGAAUCCAGGCGUAUGACAGACACCAUGAUCAUCGCUGGUGCCCGUCGUCUAGCUGCCCUUUCACCCGCACUCAAAGAUCCCGAUGCUGCACUUUUACCUGAUUUCGGAGACGCCCCGGAGGUCAAUUUCGAAGUUGGAGUGGCGGUGGCAGAGCAGGCCAUCGAGGAAGGAGUUGCGAGUGUGAAGUGGAAGAAGGAGGAAGUCAGGGAUCGGGCGAGAGAGAGGGUUUGGAAGCCUGUGUAUGGGGAGUAUGUGUUUGAUGAAAAUGGGCAGAAGUGAAUUCCUCUUGGGUCUGCCAGUGCCUAGCAGUAGUAAGGACACCGAGACCGGGUCCAGCAUGUGAAAGUAUUCAAAGAAAUAUGUGAACUGUGGAGCACUUCAUCCACUCCGAAUCAUCUUAUUCUCGUAUAUUUUCACUGACCAGGUCAUGUGAAAGUCCGGCUCAAAAGACUAUGUGAAACUCAUCGACCUCUACACGCCUGUUCAGUGGCGAAUACGACUUAUA